This is a messenger RNA of Mauremys reevesii (Reeves's turtle), 1544 nucleotides long. It is a transcript of the gene SUSD3, whose product is annotated as sushi domain containing 3. The transcript has 5 exons. Lineage: Eukaryota; Metazoa; Chordata; Testudines; Geoemydidae. Gene Ontology annotation, cellular component: plasma membrane. The record is from RefSeq and is a predicted model, not a curated record. Bases 330 to 1127 code for a protein of 265 amino acids.
CUGGAAGGAGCCGAUUCUCCUCCAGGCUGAGCAAGCGGGUAGCUCUGCAGCUCGGGGGCGGGGGGGUCUCCCCCAGGUGCCAGCCCGCCCCGCCGCUGCUGCCGUUCGCAGGCGGUGAGGGGAAGUGAGAGCAGCGAAUCUGGGGAAGGAGAAGUGAGCGCGUCUGCCGGGGGCGGGAGGGGCCGAACCCGGCCCGGCUGCGCGCCCGGGGCAGUCGGGACGGAGCCCGCAGCCGCCGCGUGUCCUGCUGGGCGGCGAAUCGCUCCGGGAGCUCGAGGCGCCGAGCCCUGCACCUGCGGGAAGCGCUCAGCCGGGCGCCAGCCCCAGCCAUGCCAGCGGCCACCGCCUCCGGGCUGGACGUCUCGAGGGCUGGCGGGCCCCGCGAGGGCGGGCGCAAUGCCCCGAAGAACGACACAGGGCAGUGUAGCCAAAUCUUCCCCCCUCAGCUUGGCACGCUACAGAUAAUUCAUGGCGAUGGCACCGCUGUCGGAACGGUGAUAACAUUCCAGUGCUCCGCUCAGCACCUGCUUGUGGGACAGGGACUCGUAACCUGCAUAUGGAAGGGAGACAGUACACAGUGGACUGCCGGAGUUCCCUCAUGCAAACCCAUAUCGAAAUAUGAGGCUUUUGGAUUUAAAGUAGCAGUGAUUGCCUCCAUUGUGAGCUGUGCCAUCAUCCUGCUGAUGUCUAUGGCUUUUUUGACCUGUUGUCUCAUCAAGUGCGUUAAGAAAAACGAAAGGAGGAGAACUGAAAGGGAUAUGCAACUGUGGUACCAGCUCAGAAGUGAAGAACUGGAAAACAUGCAAGCUGCUUAUUUUGGUUUUAAAGGCAGAAAUAACAACAAUAAUAAACACUUCAGGAAUAAACCAGUAUUUGAUGAUGGGACUAACCUGGCAUAUGACAAUGAAGGCUUCGGCAGAUUCCACCAAGAACAGACUAGGGAAAUUGCAGCUUCUGCCUGUGGCAGAGAAAAUGACUGUCAGCCCAAGUUCAACACAAGCGAUAGUGCACCUAUUGAACUGCCAGAACAUAACGUUCCAAUAAAUACAGUGAGUACGAUACAUGUUGAGGUCUAUAGACACGACAAGGAUAUUUAUAAGAAACCCAUCUCUCGUAUCCCUGGAUAGUCAAUGUCAGAAACAAAUAAUUUGCUGUUUUGGACCAAAAUGAAAUCUGGUUAGAAAUAUGUGCCUUAAAGACUGCAUAGAAAACUACUUAAUUAUUCUUAUGAAUCUGAAAAUUUUAUACAUCAAGAUUAUUUUAAAAUGCUUCCAGAUUUAACUUAAAUAAAAUAAUGAAUGUUGAUGCUUAUGUAGCCAUUCUCUACAAAGUGCUAAAUAUCAUGGCAAGAAUAUAAUAUUCUCCUGUACAUACUAUAAAGAGAAAUGAUAACCAUUUGUAUAUUUGCUUCAUGUAAAGUCUCUGACAACAAUGACACAUUCAUAUGACUGCAAACUUCUUUUAACCUGCGUUCUUUUUGUAACCAUGCCAGAAAAAAAAACGUAUUUUUGCACACACAUCUGAAAAUUACAAUAAAAUUUCUU